Messenger RNA from Prorocentrum cordatum, 1474 nucleotides. The record is from the annotation of a GenBank genome assembly. Lineage: Eukaryota; Dinophyceae; Prorocentrales; Prorocentraceae.
GCGAGAUGUUGGGCUCCCUGCGCUCCAUCGCUUCCUGGUACAACUGUCGAGCCGCCGGAAGCCGUUUCGGCUCGAGUGCGGGCGGCCCGACCUGGGCCUUCGCCGCAAAGCCAGAAGGUGGCCGCCGCAUGGAGCCAGGCGCCGGGCAGCGCGGCUGCGGGUGCGACGAGUGCGGGCGCAGGGAGGGCAUGCUGCAGGGCCUCGCGCUGCUGGCGAGCUUCGGCCCGCCGCCGCCGCUGCUGGUGGAGCUGCGUGAGGGCCUCGAGAGGCACCGCCGCCGAGCCGCGCUGGGCGCGGAGCUGCCAGGCGGCAGGGAGGCGCUAAUCUCGCCCUCGGAGCGCCGGCCUUGGCUCCCCUACGAUCCGGACGCGCUGCUACCGUCGCCCUUCGACGCCUUCCUGCUCAGCGGGGCGUGCCCGAGCAUCCCCUGGCGGCCGAGCGACCCGGUGCAGGAGCGGCAGCAAGUCUCGGCGUGCUACAUCGUGGGCUGCGGCAGGUCGGGCACCACCGUCUUCGGGGACGUACUGAGCGCUCACGAGGACAUCGUGUUCCUCAACGAGCCCAGGCGGCUGUGGGUCCCCGCCGUGCCCGCCCUGGACGUCUGGUCGGUGCGCGCGCCGGAGCGGCGGGGCAGGCUGGCCCUGCAGCCGCAGGACGCGCUGGCCGCCGUGGCCGCGGACGGGGGCCGCGGGAGCCAGACUUGGGUCGGGCAGUCCCUCUACAGGAGAGGCCUACCGAGAUAUGGCCAGCCUCGCCGCCGGCGCGAGGGAGCGCUGCGUCAUCCUGGAGAAGUUUCCGGAGCACGCCUUCCGGAUCCCGUUCCUGGGCGCCGUGGCCGCGGAGGGCCUGGGGCCCGGCCGCUGCGCCGUCGUGCACCUGCUGCGCGACGGCCUCGAGGCGUCGAGCAGGGGAUCGUCCGGCAGUGGCGAAGCGCCCUGGCUCGCCCAUAGGCCCGACUUAACCAUAGGCCCACCAGCGAAUGUUCUGAGAGCCCCUUGCGGUCUGCCCGACAUGGUCGGAGAACCGUUCUGGCUGGGACUGUCCUGUUCCAACACGGGUCGAACCUGUUUGGGUUCUGAGAACAUUCCGUGUUAGACUUGUAGGGAUGCCGGCACUGUCGGUCCCUGCUCAAGGAUCGACUACAGGAUUGGUUCACGAAACCACGUAGAAUGCUCGUAGAUCGUUCCACGUAUGUUUAGUAGAUUCGGCGCAGAAAUAAGUUCUGGGGAAAAUCAGUACUGUAGUCGAUCCCCUACUCGAAGGUGGCCCGAUCUGUGGCGCGAUUCGGGAGUUCGGCGGCCUGGUACGGCGUGAAGGGCGAGUGGAAGUGGCGCCAGUUGGCCCGCCUGCUGGAGGAGGCCCAAUUGCGUUACAAUUUUUUCGCAACGGGCGUUUUCGCUCAGUUUGGGCCUCGGCACCAUCACAGAUCGAUCCAGCUCGAAAGAACUGCGCAAGAAGACGGGGUCCAGGGCUC